AUGAUGGCCGUCAAGUCCCUCGCCCUCGCCCUCGCCGCCGGCGCCCACUUGGCCUCCGCCCACUUCGGCCUCGUCUACCCCCCCUGGCGGACAGACUCCCUCAACUCCAAGGACCCGUCCAUCUCCCAGUGGACCUACCCUUACUGGCCCCUCGACGGCGGCAGCCUGAAGCUCGGCCUGCACCACGCCUGGGAGUACAUCUUCAUCAACCUCGGCCUCGCCGCCAACGCCGCCGGCGACGUGACCAACUUCAACAUCUCGCUGACGCCCCAGUUCCUCAACUCGUCGGGCAAGGGCGACCUCUGCAUCCCCCAGCUGAAGCUGCCCGCCGCCUUCAAGCCCGCCGAGGGCGCCCGCGCGUCGAUCCAGGUCGUCACCGUCGGCGCCGAGGGCAGCGCCCUGUACAACUGCGCCGACAUCCGCUUCACCGCCAACGCCACCGUGCUCAAGGGCGACGCCUGCCCCGCCAACCCCAACAUCACCUACUACCCCGUCAAGCAGCAGACCGCCAACGGCACCCUCGCCGACGGCUCCGGCUCCGGCUCCGGUUCCGGAGGCAGCGGCGGUAACAGCAGCGCGGGCGGCGGCAAGAGCGCCGGCUCGCUCGCGGGCGUGGACAAGACCGCCCUGGCGUCUGUCGUUGGUCUGACGGCGGCCCUGGUCUAUGGUCUGGGUUUCUAG
Molecule: messenger RNA, 681 nt
Organism: Thyridium curvatum
Lineage: Eukaryota; Fungi; Ascomycota; Sordariomycetes; Thyridiales; Thyridiaceae
Exons: 2
Coding region: 1-681 (226 amino acids)
Source: RefSeq, a predicted model, not a curated record